Rubroshorea leprosula is the source of this 633-nucleotide messenger RNA. The record is from the annotation of a GenBank genome assembly. NCBI's taxonomy places the organism in Eukaryota, Viridiplantae, Streptophyta, Magnoliopsida, Malvales, Dipterocarpaceae.
CCAUAGCUCCCUGUAUUAAUACUUCUACUUCCCCCAUUACAUACUAAAAGUUCCAUAAAAAUUUAAUGGCCAAAGUUGGGAAGCUGACGAAGCUGAAGUCAGCCAUAAAAAGGUGGCCGUCCUUCACUAAGCUCAGCCGGAGCACUAGUACAGCCGCCAUCGCUGCCGCAGACUCUGAGCCGAAGGAAGUGCUGCAUGCAGUUUAUGUAGGGAAGUCACGGCGGAGAUACCUUGUGGGGUCUGAUGUCAUCUGCCACCCUCUGUUCCAAGAGCUGGUGGAUCGGUCCUGCAGUGAUGGUGAAGUGGUGGUUUCGUGCGAGGUGGUGUUGUUCGAGCACCUGCUGUGGAUGCUGGAGAAUGAUGGUGCUCAGUUGGGAUCCAUGGAGGAGCUGGUUGACUUCUACACUUGCUAAUUAACGAGCGGGGCGAAAUUUCCAGGAAUCAAUUGUGUAUAAAGGUUAAUUAGUGGAUUAAUUAAAUGUUCUAAGGGAAAAAUUGUUUUUGCGUGUCAUUUUUGGGAAAGUGAGAAUUAACGGUUUUGAUUUUUAUGAUGGCAUAUGUGAAUGUGAGUGAUGUUCGAGACCUUUGAUUAGGAUAUCUUUCUUUUUCUCCAAAUAUAUAUGGAUAUUGAGA